AUGGUGUGUUAUAAGCGGAAACCCAUAGUGUUGCCGCCUCCAAGGCCGUUGCCCGCCAACAUCAACAUCGAAGUAUGGCACAUUAACGAAACUGGAGAGUGGUUCACUAGCUACAACGAUUAUUUGAAACGUAUGGACUUCUACAUGCAGCACCAGUUUACAUGCGAAAUCACAGGAACGUCGUUUUUGACCUUUUUUGAGGCCCUGAACAGCGAGGAAACGCAGUUUAGACUCGUGGAGGAGAAGUUUCCCCUAAAGCUUCGGGAGCCUGUAGCCAAGUUUGUGCACUUUAACGAGAUCCGCAGAGUUGAUCUGCUUGUGGAGCAAGUUUAUGCCCGCUUCAAAGCAGACUUCUAUCCUGGUGAGAGGGUAUACGUGAGGCGCAAAGCAGAUAAGCUUCACCGCACGGCAGGUUCCGAUGAACUGCUGGAAAAACCCACGCCAAGUUUAGCAGAUAACUCACAAAGGUCAUAUGUUGUUAAGGAGAAGGCGCGCUUUAAUGCUGUUGUUGACGUCACCGCUCAGCAAGUCGUCAAACCAGCGUUUUCUAAGUAUAUGAUCACCGAAGAAUUUGGUGUCAACUCGCUAAUGGUAGGCGAGCAGGACAUAUACAGAGAUCGCUCUACCUUUACAAAACAUCUCAUCAAGUGCUUUUGCAAAAUCACGUUAAGACGUGCUUCCUCAAAGAUAGGAGCACCACUUUGCGUUAAAGACGAGUAUCUGGUGAUGUAUGGGCUUACUCUCGAAUGGCCCGCAUCAAUGCUGAAGUUCAAAGAUGACUUACCAGAGCUACGUAACGGGAACAAUAGUAAGAACACUCAAAAAGGCAGUCCAAUGCCAUCAAACCAAAUUCCACAGGACUCCAAGCGACCUGCUGAAAACUCUGGCAAAAGUUUUGAAACUAAAAGGCCAAAAAAUAUAAAUGGAAACACAUCUGCCUUUCCGUUACCCAAUGAUUUCGCAUCUGACGAUCCAAUCCAACAAUACAACGGUCCCAACAAAGCUCUCGACAGAGCUUUUUACUAUAAUGAGUACUUAGAUCAUGUUCCAUUUGAUCAACCUGGUAAACGUUUCGCACACAUGUACAAAUUGCUUGAGAUAUACCAAUUUUGUCAAACUUUCGGUAAAAUCUUAAUAUUGGCGCCGUUUAGUUUGGAUGCCUUCAUAUCAAGCUUAAAGUGCACUGACCCGAAAGAGACGGUUAAUAUUAGCUUAAAGGCUAGCCUUAACUUACCUUUACCCGAUAAGAAAAACCCAAUAAAGCUGGAGGAAAGUAAGGAUAAUGAUCUCGGUGAAUUCUACGAUCGUAUCGAGAAGCGGAGCCCUGGCGUAUCCAAGUUCCUCAAGAGUCAAAGCUCUCCGAAUGUUAGCUACAAAGUUUCCGUAAGCGAAGUAUUUGACUUUGACGCCCUUGACGAUGUUGCAUCGAAUGGCACAUCACUCAUUGUUGAAUGCUUCAUUGCUUUAGAGCGUUUGUUCAUCGAUGAGAAAGGCGAAUGGCGCUGCAUGGUGAUGGAUAAGUGGUAUGACGAAGACGAGUUAACAACCAAGCCCGAAAGUAAAGAAAAGAAAGACGCUGUCGCUGAUGAGAAUUCUGAAAAACAGAAAAAUGAGGAAAACGAUAACAUUCACGAUCCUGAGAUUGAUGACCUAUUAGAAAGGUGUCUAAAUUUCCGAAAACUUUCAUGGUCGGAGCGGCUGUCAAAAAGGCACUUCAAGAAUGGCUUUUGGAUUAUAGUUUUGCUGGGGAUUUUUCAAGACUGUAUGCAUUUGCCUAUGUACACGGCCUUUGUGCACAAAUUCAUUAAGGCAGUGGUGCCUUCUGAGGGUUCCGCUACUCAUUUAAAUAAAGUUCUAUGGCAAAACUUUUGUCAAAAUCUGAGUUUAGAGGAUAAAAUUAGGGCGCUUUGGAUCUUAGUUGAUAUCGCAUCAAACUUCUCGCUCGACAUUAAGCUGUACAUUGAGGAUACUUUGGAGGUCUGUACUCAAAUCCGUAGCGAAAAAUUGAAGCUAUCAAAGCGCUUGAAGUCAGAACAAAGUACUCUUUCGCUUCUCUCAACUUCUGAGGCAGCCCAAAAUGUCUCGCCCGAAAGUCUAAAAUCUAAGAUUGAGUCACACCAAGCAUCCAUUGAUGAAAUAAAUCAAGACCGAGAGUAUUUGACUCAGAAGCUUAUUGAAAAUGACGUGAGGAGGCUGAAAUCUUUGGGAGUUGACAGAAAUGGGAACAAGUACUACUGGCAGGAACUCAGUGGGGUGCAAAGGAAUAUUAAGGAGGGAUGCACUUAUUGUGGGUCGGGGAGACUUUGGAUUCGAGGAGUCAGCAAAAAGGAUGCCGAAAAAUUGCUUAAAGUAUCUGCCAAUGAGGUAGAAAUGUGGCAGAUGCUUGCAAAUCAAAGUUCGAUUGAGAAAGCUACAGCAGAGGUUUUCAAAAUUAUUAAAUUAGAAGACCAAAGUCUGGUGUAUGUUGAUAAAGACGAAAAGACAACUUUGAUGAACCCCAACGGUACAAUCAACAACGUUAUUCAAUUCUCACCAAUUCAAAAGAAAGUAGUUGACGAAACGCCUGGAAGGGUUUUGUUGAGUGAAAGCAUCUGGGUUUCAAUCGACAAGCCAGAAGAUGUGGACCAACUCAUUUUGUGGUUGAGCGAUGAUGUCACCUCUGACCAAACUUUGGCCAAACAACUGAGAGCUAUAAAGAAACCUUUGAUACAGAGUCAGCAGCGAAGGUUGAGCCAUCUGGGAGUAUCAUCAAGUUUAGACCAAGGCCAAAACCUUCUUCAAAAGAUGAAUGAAAAUGAAAUAAGUGAGGCCGAUAUGAAGUCCUGCCAGAUCAAUGAGGAAGAACAGACGCUGAAUGAUGAAGAGGAAUUAGAGGAUAUUGCACGCGAGAUCAUGGAAUUGGAUGACAGUUCUAAAACAAGAGUUACCUUAAAUAGAAUACGAGAAUUGGAAGAACGCCGAGACUAUUUGCUUAACACACGCACGUUCAAAGGGCAUGCCAACAAGCUACACGUCAGAGCUCAGCGUAAGCAAGCUAUUAUCGAGGUGGAAAAUAAAGUCAAGAAACAGGAGGCAGCUUUAAAUGAGUACUUAAGUGCCCGAAUACAAAGAGUCAACCCGACCGAAAAGGUUUGGACGAACGACCUUGCCAGAAAACUUUGGGAUAUGUCGCUGUACAUGGGUGCUGUUGGGAAGCCCCUUGUCCGAAACAAGUUAUCGGUAAAGGAAAGAAUAGCAGAAAUUUUCAAUGGAAUGGUGAGCUCACACCAAAAGAAGAGCUAG
Messenger RNA from Lachancea nothofagi CBS 11611, 3282 nucleotides. The record is from the annotation of a GenBank genome assembly. Lineage: Eukaryota; Fungi; Ascomycota; Saccharomycetes; Saccharomycetales; Saccharomycetaceae.